AUGGAGCGCAACGUCCAGCACCUCACCCUCAAUCUCUCCGCCAUCUCCAACCACCGGGUGGCCAAGCCAGCCGCCCCUUCUCCGAAGCAGAAGCCGGCCAACAAGACCAGAGCAGCGGCUGCGCUGGCGCGUCGCGACCGCCUGAUCGCGAGAGACACGGCCGAGCGCCUUCGGUCCCACGAGCAGACCGCCAAGAUCCCCAAGCAGCAGCAGCAGAGCCAGCAGCACGGCCUCCCCAUCAUCUCGAAGACCGAGAAGGCCCCAGAGAGCCACAUCGGCCUGACCAGGGACUUCCAGAUGGACCCGCCGUCGGGGUUCCGACGGCACAUCUGCCCGUACGGCAUCCCGCUCACGCGGCCUCUCGAGACGCUGUGGUCUUCUCGUGCCAGAGUAGCCGUGGCAAUGCGGGUGUUGGCGUUCCACUCGCGCGGGAGACGGGGUCAGCAGUGA
Molecule: messenger RNA, 450 nt
Organism: Saxophila tyrrhenica
Lineage: Eukaryota; Fungi; Ascomycota; Dothideomycetes; Mycosphaerellales; Extremaceae
Exons: 1
Coding region: 1-450 (149 amino acids)
Source: RefSeq, a predicted model, not a curated record